CCCAGUAGCUGGCGGCGCAGGAGGCAGUUGCUCGCGCGCUUGCUUUCUCAAGAUGGCGGCGGCCAAGGACGAUGGUACCUCAGGAGAAGCGGCUCUGGGGAGUGGGCGGCGGCUCCACCUGGGAAUUCCUGAGGCUGUGUUUGUGGAAGAUGUAGACUCUUUCAUGAAACAGCCUGGGAAUGAGACUGCAGAUACAGUAUUAAAGAAGCUGGAUGAACAGUACCAGAAGUAUAAGUUUAUGGAACUGAAUCUUGCUCAAAAGAAACGGAGACUAAAAGGUCAGAUUCCUGAAAUCAAGCAGACUUUGGAAAUUCUAAAAUACAUGCAGAAGAAAAAAGAGUCCACCACUUCACUGGAAACCAGAUUCUUACUGGCAGAUAACCUGUACUGCAAAGCUUCGGUUUCUCCUACUGAUAAAGUGUGUUUGUGGUUGGGGGCUAAUGUAAUGCUUGAGUAUGAUAUUGAUGAAGCUCAGGCUUUGUUGGAAAAGAAUUUAUCAACUGCCACGAAGAACCUUGAUUCUCUGGAGGAAGACCUUGACUUUCUUCGAGAUCAAUUUACUACAACAGAAGUCAAUAUGGCCAGAGUUUAUAAUUGGGAUGUCAAAAGAAGAAAUAAAGAUGAUUCUACCAAGAACAAAGCAUAAUAUUAGCUGGCAAUUAAAAAUGUGAUUCAGUUUUCCAAACAUGUAACUUUAAAUUCCCCAGCAGUUUUCCUUCAAGAUUGACAUAACUUUGAUUUUUUUUUUUAACAGCGAGAAUGAUUAAAACUUUUAAAAAAAGAUAAA
Chinchilla lanigera (long-tailed chinchilla) is the source of this 787-nucleotide messenger RNA. It is a transcript of the gene Vbp1, whose product is annotated as von Hippel-Lindau binding protein 1. The transcript is spliced from 6 exons. Gene Ontology annotation, molecular function: tubulin binding. Lineage: Eukaryota; Metazoa; Chordata; Mammalia; Rodentia; Chinchillidae. Bases 53 to 646 code for a protein of 197 amino acids. Gene Ontology annotation, cellular component: cytoplasm; prefoldin complex. The record is from RefSeq and is a predicted model, not a curated record. Gene Ontology annotation, biological process: protein folding; tubulin complex assembly; microtubule-based process.